This is a messenger RNA of Closterium sp. Naga37s-1, 1599 nucleotides long. NCBI's taxonomy places the organism in Eukaryota, Viridiplantae, Streptophyta, Zygnematophyceae, Desmidiales, Closteriaceae. The record is from the annotation of a GenBank genome assembly.
AUCUUCUGUUUAUUGUCGUGUGCUGCUAUCGUGGCUGCUGCUUCUAACGCGCCUUCUCUUACCGCAUCGCCCUCCACGCCAUCCACUUCUAUCAAGUCUGCUUAUAACGCAGCUGAUCAUCCCAGAGACCCUCCCGUCCGCAGCACCCCACACACCACACGUUCUGCGUUUAGAUUGAGUCGAACGGUUUGGCCCCGAAUGCAUCUAAACCGCACUCUUAGAAGAAGCGUCAAUCUAGUACACUCACCUCUUAGACGCGUCAGCUGCGGCAGAAGCAUUAGAAGCAGCAACAGCAGUUUCGAGCGUUCAAGAAGAGUGAUGCACGCCAGGGUUGAGCAGCCCAUCAGCUCCCGUCCAACCACUGUUAAACUCAAGCUCAGCAACGUUGCUCCCACUGCCACUCCCCCGAGCAGCACUAGCAGCAACAGCAGUUUCGAGCGUUCAAGAAGAGUGAUGCAAGCCAGGGUUAAGCAGCCCAUCACCUCCGAUCCAACCACUAUCAGGCUCCGGCCCAAUAACGUUGCUCCCACUGCCACUCGCUCUCCCAGCCAAUUGCCAGUCAUCCCGUCAGACUUGGGCCCAGAAAUAAUAUCCUAUUGCGGGCAGGGUGUUUGCGCAAAGAACCCCAAGUGGUGCGGGGUAAUGAACAACCCUAUCCGCAUCUACCUCGUGUGGUACGGAAGCUUCUCGGACACCCAGAACCUUCUGCGAACUUUCAUCCACUCCUUCAGCAGCACUGAAGGCACAGUCGCUGACUGGUGGAGAACCAACACCCUUUAUUACGACUGCUCCGGCCGCUACGUCUCCUCUUCUGUAAUUUUAGCAAAGGAGCACCACGUGAGGCGGCCUCUCAGGCUGCUGUUUGGGCUCAAUUCGAUAAGGCGGGUGGUAAACAAGAGGGUGAAGGGCGGCUCUUUCCCCCUGGAUGAGGAUGGGGUUUACUUUGUGAUCGGCGAUGGGAGUGUGGCUCAGCGGGACAACCAAGGCGGCAUGUGCAGCGCCUACUGCGGCUGGCACGACUUUGUGCGGAUUCGGAAGAAGCUAAUCAAAGUGGCUUAUGUGGGCAGCCCAGUGAAGGUGGUGGGUAUCUCGUGGUUUGAAAAGGCUGCAGUUUGGGCUCAGGGCGACCUGCUGGGUGAUAAAGAAGAGGGUGAAGGUUGGCAUUUUGAGAAUUCUCAAAAGGUUGGCAUGUUUCCCUUUGAUGAGGAUGGAGUUUACUUUGUGAUCGGCGAUGGGAGUGUGGCUCAGGUGCCGUGGUGUAAUGCCCCAGCAGCUGCUGGAUGGCUGCCUUUGCAUUCAACAGCAGCCCCAACAGGGAUAAGCCGUUUGACUCGUUCCCAUCCACCUUCUUGCACAAUCAUCCCUUCCCUGCCCCCAAAUCCCCCCUUCCAUUCCCCCCCAUAUCCAUCCCGCCAGUGCCCCAGCAGCUGCUGGAUGGCUGCCUUUGCAUUCAAUGGCAGCCCGAACGGCGAUCGGUCGUUUGACUCGCUGCUCUCCACGUUUGCUCACGAGCUGGCAGAGGCCACGAGUGAUCCCUAUGUCACCAAUUGGUACGACGCUGCUGGGCAGGAGAACGCCGACAUAUGUGCCUGGAAGUGA